AUGGACACGCACUCUCCGAGCUGGUUCAUCCUGUCGCAGAAGGCCACGGCGAACCUCCAGCAGUCCGCUUUGAUCCCCGCUCUUCUCUUCACGAGCCUGGCGCUGCUGGUCGUGUUACUCCGAUGGUACAGCAGGAUCUGCCUUGCGCCGGGUAAAUGGGGUGUUGAGGAUUAUUUCAUCAGCGUGGCACUGCUUCUGUCCAUCAGUAUGACUGCGGUAGUCGGCGCAGAAUCCGGCCUCGAUAUGGCCCCAGCCACGGACGAACAGUCCAGUCUCCACCGACUCUCUAAAAUGCUCAAACUCAUCUUCGCACACUCCCUCCUCUACCAGCUGUCUGUCAAUCUGGUCAAAGCCGGGUUCACGCUCCAAUACUUGCGCAUCUUCUCGCACUUGCAGUGGCCAAGAUACUACUGCUACGUUCUGCUCCUGCUGAUUCUUGGCGCGACUGCCUGGGGCGUCUUCGGUAUCAUUUUCCUGUGCAACCCGGUCAAUACGUACUGGGACGGGAGAGUGGAUGGGGAGUGUAAGAAUGCAGAGCAUCACUUUCUGCGCACGGGCAUUCUGGGCAUCGUCAUCGAUUGGGCGAUUUGGGUCCUGCCGAUGCCGAUAGUAGGGAAGUUAAAGCUGCCGAGGAGACAGAAAUGGGGGCUUUGGGUGGUGUUUGGGCUGGGUGGAUUUGUGUGCAUCGUGAGUAUCUUGAGACUGACGCUGGUGCAAGACGCUGCUCGUCGAGGCAAUAUGACAGCAUCAGGCACGCAUGCAGCUGUGUGGUCGACGAUCGAGGUCAAUGUCGCUAUCAUCUGUGCUUCGGCCCUCGUCAUGAAACCGUUGUUCACUAAAUGGCUACCGGCGAUAGUGUCCGAGCAGCCUAUGUCGGCCAGCGAAGACAGGAGACAGUUCAUGCGGUUGACAGGCCUGGCUAUGUUGAAUGGCGGCUCGGUGGACGAGAUGAAAGCAAGAGAACCGAAUGCGAGACGUGAUACAGGGGUUGGGAUGGGCCCUGGGCGUCGAGGUGUCGAGAGCAGCCAAGUGCCAGUGAGAGCAGAGAGACGGAGUGGCCCGAGUUCGAGUACGGGUACGAGCACAAAUACAAGUAGCCUGCAAUGA
Messenger RNA from Ascochyta rabiei, 1107 nucleotides. RefSeq lists its product as uncharacterized. The record is from RefSeq and is a predicted model, not a curated record. Bases 1 to 1107 code for a protein of 368 amino acids. Lineage: Eukaryota; Fungi; Ascomycota; Dothideomycetes; Pleosporales; Didymellaceae. The transcript has 6 exons.